Molecule: messenger RNA, 4390 nt
Organism: Paramuricea clavata
Lineage: Eukaryota; Metazoa; Cnidaria; Anthozoa; Malacalcyonacea; Plexauridae
Source: the annotation of a GenBank genome assembly
AUUACAGACCUCGUUCAUUCACAAGGCAAUACACCUUUCAAUGCACACAAUGGCUACCUUUGAUGGCUAUACUCACGUCGAUAAGCUUAUGGAAAAGGCCUUAAAAGAAGGCACGACCAAAGAAGAGUUAAAGGAAGCAUAUGUGGCUUGGAGCAAAACAUAUGAAAAGGUGAGAAGCAGAGAUUCGCGAGAAGACGAAUUCGAGCCUAGAUGUAUUAAAAUUGCACAAAUUCCAAUGUGAUUGUGAAAUAGUGGAGCCGGACGAAUCUUCGCAUGGUUCCGAAUACAUUGAAUUGUCCGAAUGGCAGCCAAAGUCGGUCUGCACGCAAGCUAUAAACAUUAAGGUUUUCUUUGACUUUUCGAGACGGUAUAUAUACAAUAUAUGUACUAUAUAUAUCAGCAUGCCAGAACCAGUGAGCUCUAUAUAUACUGGAGUAAGAACUUUAGUCAUGCGUGGCGGAAUAGACCUUCCCCUUUUCAGUGCAAUUUUGAUCUAGACAAGUCUGGACAAAAAUUUCAUCACAGCUUGAAAGAGCAUCACAAAAUUAGUAAUAUUCCGAAGUUUCGUUGCGAAAUGUUGUAAAACGCGGAUGAUAUUGCCUUGCGAAGUUUGCCGUUUUUCAGUCAUUUGGUAUUACAAACGGGAAAUUGAUAAUCAGAUGAUCAAACUGAUUAUCAAUUUCCCAUUUGUAAUCAAAAUGACUGAAAAACGGCAAACUUCGCAAGGCUAUAUUAUCCGCAUUUUACAACAUUUCGCACCAAAACUUCGGAAUAUUACUAAUUUUGUGAUGCUCUUUCAAGCUGUGAUGAAAUUGUUGCCCAGGCCUAUCUAGAUCAAAAUUUCACUCAUAAGGCAAUCUCGUUCCCCGAGCAUGCCCGUUCGCAGGUUAAGGGUGGGCAUAGCUCUGGAGAAAUCGAAUUGAUUCAGGCCGCUGAUUGGCUAGCGGCAGAUAUAGCACGUUGGAUUUCCAACGUGAGCUCUACGUAGCCUAGUUCCUCGGCCUUUUCGCUUGCGCCUGAUUAUUAAGGGUGAUUUUUUAGAGGCAUGCGGGUUGACCGGGAUUUUUUGGAGACUGGGGAGUCAGUUCGGAUUUGUUCGGAAACGCGCAGCCUGCAAAUUCCUUGAAGCCUGUAACUCGCCCGCGGGUGGAAGGCCGAGGAACUAGGCUAAGCUCUACGCAUGCUUAGGAAUUGUUGCAAAAUAUAAACAAAGUAUUUAGAAUUUCUCGUCGAAAAUUUGCUACUUUUUACACUGAAAUCGAAUUGAAAACAAAUAGAAAUUGGGAAGAUAUGUACGAAAGCUUCGGAUUGAUAGGGAAACAAGUACCUGAAAAUACAAGAACUUGGACGUUUCGAGCGAAGGUUAAGCGAGUCAAGCGACUUGUACUGUAAUAGUUUGUAUACAAUACUCGUAUUUGACCUUUUAUACUGUCGUACCUAACACUACGUAUACCAUAAAUUCUGACAGGAGAGUUAAAUGUAAAUUUUAAAGCACAUAUAUAUUAUACUCAUUCUUGAGGAUAUUAUAUUUAUCAGUAAAGGUAAAGUACGAUGUAUACAAACACUACAAUACAUGUCGAAGCGCCUUCGUACGAAAAUAUAUCGAAGUUCCCCUUGUACUUUUCAGGUAGUUGUAUCCCUAUCAAUCCGAAGCUUUCCCCCAGAAUUUUUAGUUGUUUUCAAUUCGAUUUCAGUGCAAACAGUAUCAAAUUUUCGACGAGAAAUUCUAAAUACUUUGCUUAUAUUUUGCAACAAUUGCCGAGCAUGCGUAGAACUCACGUUGGAAAUCCAACGUGAAUCAAUUCGAUUUCUCCAGAGCUAUGCCCACCCUUAACCUGCGAACGGGCAUGCUCGGGGAACGAGAUUGCUCAUAAGGGGAAAGGUCUAUUGACGUCCAAAAUCUAUCAAGGUCGUAAACAGUUUUCAUAGCAUUUUCCCAGUAAAUUUCAGUUUUUAAAUUUAUCAGUUCACAAAACCAUAAUAUUCCUAAAAUCGUCAAAUCGAAAUCAAAACAAGAAAUUUCGAAUCUAUGAUAUGAGCCGGCAUUAAUCGGACGAAAGAAAUUGCAAGGAGAGUUGAUGCCGGAGUCGACAGACGAGAGUUUACAUGAGAGUUUUCACAACUCUUAUGCCCGGUCAAACGAGAACAAGAGUUACAUGACCGUUGAUGAGAGUUGACUGGAAAUCUCUCACCAAUUUUCAUCAAAUUUUGAACUAGUUCAAAGCAGUGGUGGAUUUAUAGCGGGGGGGGGGUCAGUUCUCAUCCGUCCGCGGUUAACAGUGUGCCGUAAACGUCAAUCUUAAGGUCACUAAUAGCUGUUCGACUGUGCCGUGUUUUUAGGAUAUGUGUAUAAAUCACUCGUACAGUGGGCCAGCAGUAGCAGCGGAACAAUUGGCACAACAGAUGAAAGAAUUUGGAUACACCGACGACACUCGUAUUCUAGAUCUCGGCUGCGGCACAGGAUUGGUCGGAGACGAACUAGUGAAUCGUGGUUAUAAAAAUAUCGAUGGAGUAGACCUAAUGCCGGAGAUGCUGGAGGUUGCAAAAGCAAAAGGUAUAUAUGGAUUACUACAACAAGGUUCGAUGGGGUCUCCAGAGUGCAAGGAUCUGGGUAUUGGCGCGAACCAAUACGAUGUCGCCAUUUGCGUGGGUACCUUCACACUCGCACACGUGAAAAGCGAAGGCCUUGACGAUCUCGUGCACGUGGUCAAACCGGGGGGAUUGGUGGCGUUUGGUAUCAGAGAGCGAGCACUGGAUGCUCCGCAAAGCGGAUAUCGUGAAAAAAUGGAUCAACUUUGCAAAGAGGGAAAGUGGAAAUUCGUCGCAAAGCACCACGAAGCGGUUUACCUAACAGGAGACGGUGCGGGUGCAUGGUACUUUGUUUAUCAAAUAUUGUGAAAUUAUAUUGUGAACAUUAAAAUAAUAUUACCAUGAAACUCCGCCUGAGAAAUAAAUUAGUAAAUCAAUUCUUAUGUGUAAAAUUCUUCAUAACCACAUCGCACCUAGCCUGCGCGCAGACUAUACAAUGACAUGUAUGCAUGUCAUGUCUGAUAUAUGACUGUCUGUCGAUGUAUGAUAUAUGUCUGUCAUGUCAUGUCUGUCGCCCCCCGUGGAAAUCAGCUACGGUUGACGGGGUCAGCGUGGAUAAAUAAAGUUCUACUACUACUACUAUAUAUGUCUGAUAUAUAGUCUGCGCGCAGGCUACAUCGCACCAAACCUAAAGGCCGUUUUUCACUAGGUGAAAUUUUCCGCGCGGAGCGGAAUUUCUCUUUGUUUUUUUCUAAAGCUGGUUUUCCACUAGGCGGAAUUUUGCGCACGGAGCGGAAUUUCUCUUUGUCUUUUCUAAAGCCGGUUUUCCACUAGGCGGAAUUUUACGCGCGGAGUGGAAUUUUUCGUUAUCUUUUCUAAUUAAGCCUGAUUUCCACUAGGCGGAAUUUUGCGCGCGCAGCGGAAAUUUUCUUUGUCUUUUCUAAUUAGUUCCACCUGAGAAAUCGCAAGACAAAGAAAGAUUCCGCUCCGCGCGCAAAAUUCCGCCUAGUGGAAAUCAGGCUUUAGUUCCACCCGAGAAAUCAUAAAGCCGGUUUUCCACUAGGCGGAAUUUUGCGCGCGGAGUGGAAUUUUUCUUUGUCUUGUGAUUUCUCGGGUGGAACUAAUUAGAAAAGACAAAGAAAAAUUCCGCUCCGCGCGCAAAAUUCCGCCUAGUAGAAAACGGCCUUAAAAGAAUCUUUUCGACCCAAUAAUGAAACAGGUUAAACAUACAACCUGAGAAAUAGUGAAACUGAUUGACCACUUCCUAAUCCCUGGGUGCCACUGAAGGCAGAGUCCAUAACAAACAACUGAGGUGUGAACGAUAUGCGACUAUCUGAAAAAUAUGACCAAAAGUUCGGCGAUUCGAACGAAUUAGACCCUUCCCGACAAAAGGCAUUCGUUCGAAACGUCUAAGUUCAGUGACGUAACCAGCCCAACGAUUUAGUCCUGCUACGCAAACAGGGCCGCAGAGAGGUUGGCGGGGGCCCGGGGCAAAUUUUUUUUGGGGGGCCCCUUUCCAAAAAAAUUUUUCCGGUAAAAAUUUUAGGGGUGAAAAAAUUUUUCCGGAGUAAAAAUUUUCCGGACGAGUACGUUGAAGAUACUUUCCAGGGACUUUAUCUCAUUUUUCUAUGCCUCAUUUCGGUACUUAGCCAAAUAAGACAGAGAUCUUGUCCUUUGCGAGCAAAUAUUUAACACACAAAAAAGACUGGGGCCCAACUAACAUUUUUCAGGGGCCCCAGCACUUCGGGGCAAUUUGCUCCCCCCUGCCCCCCCCCUCUCGGCGGCCCUGUAUGCAAAUUUUAACACAUCAUUAUUCAUUUCUUUUGAAAGGAAUAACGUUCGCAUUGGUAUCUAUGGGGCC